GGUUCUACUCUUCUGUGGAUCUUGUCACAUCGAUUCAUCCUGCCGGUAGGUGCUAUAAGCUUAUCAGGGAUGCACAGAAUAGAAUAGUCUUGGUUGCGGAGUUCCGUAGCGCGAAGUACUCUGCCACGAUUCAUUGGAGAAAUCGAAGCAGCUUUUCUUAUGCCUCUUUGACUAACUAGAGACAGAGAGUCGGGCGAACAGUCUAGAGGGUCGCUUGAGUAGACAUAUUUAAUUUGUUUCCACGGCUGAAGCAAAAACGCUAGGUUCUGCGUCAUUUCACACUAGGUUCUGCGUCAUUUCUGGAUAAACAAGUGAGGCCUGCAGAGAGAUCAGCGAAUCAACAGCGGCGCUUUAUAUAAAUGUACCAGGGAGGGAGGCCCCCCCCCUGUGGAUGGAUCUGGGGUGGACCACGCCAGAGGGGUCCAGCCUUGCCAUCUUAUUGGCCAGGCCUGUCGAGGGGCUGCCGGGCGGGAAGGCCUCAAAGCGCCCACUUCUGACCCCU
This is a messenger RNA of Amoebophrya sp. A25, 502 nucleotides long. NCBI's taxonomy places the organism in Eukaryota, Dinophyceae, Syndiniales, Amoebophryaceae. The record is from the annotation of a GenBank genome assembly.